AAGAAACAAACCGGAAGUACGCUUUUAAGGCGGAACUUUUGAAAAUCGUAUGAUUUUGGCUAGUUUUACGUUUAAAAAUUCAAGGUCUUACCAUUCCAGUACUCUACAGUCGGUUAAAAUCUGUGUUUCACCAAAAUGCCUGAGCUGACUAUUCGAGAUGUGUUUGAUCAAUGUCAGACAGGCAUGCAGGGUCACAAUAAGCUACACACUGCUUUGUGGAAACUUCAUGACUCGAUGCCUUUUGAUGAUUUCUGGAAAAGUUUUUUGCAUCACUUGAAGUAUUCUAUGAUCGUGUUCAACCGUGAACCAGCGGUAGAAAGAACUUUGGAUUUUGUUGCCAAAUUUGUAACCUCACCUCCAACUGCAGCGCCAUCUACGAACAAGGAAGAUGAUGCACUGACUGGAGAACAGUCUCUGUUACAGACCAUGUUCAACUUUCUCCUAGAGAACCACAAUGCCUGUGACCGCGCUGUGCGGUUCCGGUGCUGCCAGCUGAUCAACAAGCUGUUGAAUAACUUGGGAGACGAUGCACAGAUCGACGACGACCUGUACGACCGGAUCUAUGAGUGCAUGCUGGAGCGUCUGCGUGAUCGCAUCCCAGUUGUCAGAACACAGGCCGUAUUCUCACUGUCGCGACUUCAGGACCCUACUGACGAAAACUGUCCAGUUAUCAGAGCCUACAUGUUUCUAGUGAGCCGAGACCCCAACUCGGACGUGAGACGAGCGGUUGUGUCGUGUAUCGCUCCGUCCAUCAAGACCCUACCGUCUCUGCUAGAGAGAACUCGCGAUGUUAAAGACAGCGUCCGACAGAUGGCCUACACCGUUCUGGGGGAGAAAGUGCACAUCAAAGCACUGUCUAUUGCUCAGAGAAUCCAGCUACUUCGAGAUGGGCUUAAUGACCGAACUGAAUCAGUGAAGAAGACGUGUCACAGCAAGCUGCUACAGAUGUGGCUGCGUGUGUUCGAGGGGAACAUCCUCGAGUUGCUGCGCAGUCUGGACGUGGAGCACUCGACCGAGACAUGUCAGCAGGUCCUGGACACACUGUUUGAAAACACACCCGUCGCUGAUCUCAUCUGUAACUUCGACCUGCUCGACGACGACAAACUGAUUCCCGAAGACAAACUGACGUGUGAAAAUGUCAUGUACUGGCGGGCUCUCUGUGAAAAUGUUUAUAAGCGAGGGGUUGAAUAUGAGGAGCAUCUCGAACAAAUCUUGCCAAAUUGUGUUACAUUUUGUGGAUACAUGAACAAGUUUUUGGAAAAACUUUCUUCCAAUUACGAUGACCUGAUGACUCGAAUGGAACUGGAAUUCAUUGGGCAAGAGCUGCUAAUACUGAUGAAGUGUUUCGAUAUUUCUGAUCAAGCGAGCAGAAAGCAUGUUGAGAAGUUUCUCCACGACAUGCUGGUGUCGGAGUUUGUGUCACCCAGUCUGGUGGAGCACAUCAUUCCUCAGCUGCACAACGUCAAGACAAACGUGGACGACCUGAUUGGCUAUCUUGCAGAAACCAUCUCUGAGAUCAGACAGCCAAUCACUACCGUCGAGACAGGACUCAGUCAGGACGAAAUGCGGCAGAUUGAUCUCAAAAUUGCCCGUAUUCGUGUUGAGGUGAACCAGUCGCGUGAGGAGCUGGAGGAGUGUGUAAGAAACCAGGAGUUUGAGCGAGCCGCAGAGCUGAAACAGACCGUAGCGGAGCUUGACAUUGAACGCGCCAAGCUGCUGGAAUCAGCUCAGCCACAGACCGAGGAGAUAAGAACUGAAAAGGAUGAUCCUGUUACAGUUCACAAGUGUUUGAUUAUAAUAUGUCAGAUGUUACAACUUCUUCCCAUCAAGACGAUGUCUCCCACUUUACAGAUGCUUCUAGAAAGUCAGAUUGUUCCUGGUAUACAGAGUGAAGUUGCCGACAUCAGGAACGCUGCGGUGCGUGGUCUCGGUCUGUGCUGUCUGCUGAAACAGGAGAUUGUUAUGCAGCACCUACCACUACUCAUGCAGGUAUCACAAGUUGACACUGAAGGUGUGCGUGUAACCGCUCUGGAGGCGAUGUUCGACAUCAUCCACUGCUUUGGUCUGGAUGUAAUCAAGGGAGAAAACCCUAUGUCAACAGACCGCCCGGAACAGGUGGAAAACGGUGAACAGGAUGGUGAUCUCCCCUCGGAGAAUAGCGUCGCCGAGUGCUCGACGGAAUCUGAACCAGAUGUCGAGACGCCCAGUUCUCCGAGUGAGGCUGCAGCCAAGUUGGUGGCAAUCCUUAGUGCCUUUCUCGACAGUGACAGUAGUGAGCUGCGAACCGUAGCCGCCGAGGGUCUGGCUAAACUGCUGCUGUCUGGGAGAGUGGUAUCUUCCAAACUCGUGUCCCACCUCCUGCUGCUGUGGUACAACCCGGUCACAGAGGACGACAGUCAUCUCAGACAUUGUCUCGGAGCUUUCUUCCCAGUCUUUGCCUUCGCUUGCAGAACAAAUCAAGAACUGUUUGAGGAAGCCUUCAUUCCCACAUUGAACACCAUCCUCGACGCUCCCACCUCGAGCCCCCUCUCGGAGAUUAACGCUCAGAACGUCUCAGACUUGCUCAUUCAGCUGGUCAAUUCUAAACUCAUCAUUGCCAACCAGAACACACAGGUUUCAGACAACCCGGGCCAUGACAACAUCGCUGUCAAAGUGUGUAACGAGAUCCUCACGAACCCGGACUCGUUCAGCCUCAAGCUGUGGACUCGCAUCCUCAACCACCUCGACAUCGGCACAGACAAAACACACCUACAGCAACUCAAGGUGCUCUGUGAACAGAUCUUGAAUGUUGUUAAGGAGAAGCCGUUGUUGAAAGCACUGAACAAGUUCCAGAACACUAUCGAAUGUCUGUUGGAUGAAGGUGGAGCUAAGGAUGUCACGACAGAAAAUCCGUCGGAGACGACCGAUAACAACGCCGAUACGUCAGAAAUGAACACCACGGCCGUGGCAGACCUGACGGAAAGCGAGGAGACCCUGUCAAAACUUGCCACGUCGUUCACAGCAACCAGGGCAAUCAAGAAGUCAAGAGCCAAAUCUGUCAAGACUCCAGUUUCAACUUGCAUUCCCAACUUGCAGACUGCCUGUAAAUCUUCCUCAGCUGCCAGAACUACAAGGAAGAAAAAUGUUGAUGAAAGUGACAUAGAAAACAACGUAUUUCACUCGUCCCAACCACUUCGACGAUCACUGAGGACAGAUCACGCAGAUAAUGUGGAAGACGCAAGGAAGAGUUUGGAGCAUUUGUUGCUUGGUACGAAGCAGGCUAAAACAGGAGAGGAAAAAUCUCUCACACCAAAACGACCUUCAAAACAAAUUCUACGCGAUGUUUUGGCCGAUUUGAAGAACUCUUCACAGUGAUUAAAACUCCUACAACUAAUUAGAUUUCAACCUCGCAGAGAGAAGAAACAGCAAUAAACUCACAUGUUCUCUUAUUUUAAAAUGUUUUGGAUAGUGUAAGCAGGAAUAAUGAUGUCUUUGAUUGUUUGCCUUUGUAAACAAGUGAGUUUUAACUUAGCUAAAAUUGUGAACAAUAAUGGGAGUCACUGACAAAUUCAUCUGUACAUUUACUUCUGCUAAUAAAAUAUUAAUAUUUAGAAAAAAUAAUAAAACAUUUUUAAAACUUGACCACACUUCCAACUAACGAUUAUUAUUUUAGCAAUUGACAUGUUGGUAAAUUAUGAAUGAUGUUAUUUUUUUCCAUUUCCACAGUGAUCAGUCAUUUUUGACGACAUAUUUUAGGUAUACAUUAUAUUAUUCAUCACAACAAAAAAUAUUCCAUCACCGGUUUGUUUUAUGUUGUUUUGAAAUUCAAAAAUGGACAUUUGGGUAUCUUCUCUUUUUUUUUGUAAUUCGAGUUUUACAAUUUGUGAUUUUGAGAUGUUUCUAACACUAUUUUCAUGUUGUCAUUACUUUAUUCAUGUAGUACUUACCUUAGCUUGUGAUACCCAGUAGCCAAGGUGUUCUUUGUGCUGGGUGGUGUUAAAACAAUCGGUCAGUCAUUCAUUCUAUUUUCAAAUUGUACAUACGUCGAAAUGGUAAUUACAAGCACACUUAAAGACAGCAUUAGUUACACAUACUUGUAAGUGGGAGUGAAAGUCAAUUAGGAGUAGACUACACUUUGUUUACCUCCCAAGUUUCAUUCACUUUCAACUGAUCCUGUUACCUGUUAUGUAGAACCACCUGUUCAUAGUACCCAUGUUUUAUAGGUUAUUUGGUAGGCCUUCGGAUGAAUUCGGCUAUACAUAUAUUUGCAUUUUGUUUAAUGUUCUCAGUUUUAUUUGAUCCUAAUCAAAGAUAGAUGACAAAUGUUUGUAUUGUUAAUAAAGUUUCAACUUUUCUGCUCUCACUCUGUAUACUUGCUAGGUGUAAAAUGUAUGUCAUGGAUAGUUGAUAUGAAAACUUUAAUGUUGAAUAAAUAUUGUCCUGUU
Gigantopelta aegis is the source of this 4424-nucleotide messenger RNA. RefSeq names its product condensin complex subunit 3-like. Gene Ontology annotation, cellular component: cytoplasm; condensed chromosome; condensin complex. Gene Ontology annotation, molecular function: protein binding. NCBI's taxonomy places the organism in Eukaryota, Metazoa, Mollusca, Gastropoda, Neomphalida, Peltospiridae. Gene Ontology annotation, biological process: mitotic chromosome condensation. Bases 136 to 3354 code for a protein of 1072 amino acids. The transcript is spliced from 22 exons. The record is from RefSeq and is a predicted model, not a curated record.